This is a messenger RNA of Colius striatus (speckled mousebird), 1223 nucleotides long. RefSeq names its product calcium-binding protein 2-like. The record is from RefSeq and is a predicted model, not a curated record. NCBI's taxonomy places the organism in Eukaryota, Metazoa, Chordata, Aves, Coliiformes, Coliidae. Bases 252 to 1115 code for a protein of 287 amino acids. Gene Ontology annotation, molecular function: calcium ion binding. The transcript has 7 exons.
GCCCGGCGCGGCCGGCACUCGGGAGAGCAGGGGGCAGCCGAGCCGCAGGGGCACGUGCCCCACGGAGCAUCGGUGGCGUGGCCAGGAGCCGGGGCCCCGGCUGCCCCCCACCUCUGGGCAGGUCAGCGGAGAGGGUCGGGGUGCGGCGGGCAGUGGGGCGUCCGAGAGCCCCGGCGGGGCGGCUGGGGAACAGCUGGGCCGCUCCCCACAUCUGGAGCAGCGCGGCCGAGCGGGAAAUAAUCCGGGGGAUUAUGCGUGUGCGCGGGCACGAGCCCCCCCCGCCUGCCCUCCACAGCCCCAGAUAUUCCAUAAAAGCCUCAAAUCCCCGCGCGGCCACGGCUGCCCCCCCCCUCCCCCGGCCUUGGCCCUGGCUCGCCCUGGCAGGGUGGCAGCCGCCAGCACUGCGCCAGCCGGCCCCCCGGGGCCAGGCAUGCCCUGCGGCACGGGGGCAACCCCCAGCCAUGGGCAACUGCACCAAGACUCCUGAGCGGAGGCUCCCCAAGGAUGGGAAGCCGGGCUCCAACCCCUCGGCCCCCGGCGCCGGGGACCCUGAGGAGGCAUCGGAGGCGGCACAGUCCCCCCCGCUGCAGAACUACUCGGUGCUGCAGGGGCUGGUGGGGCCGGCCUGCAUCUUCCUGCGGCAGAGCAUCGCCAUCACCCAGCUGGACCGAGAGCUGCGUCCCGAGGAGAUUGAAGAGCUGAAACAGGCCUUCCGGGAGUUCGACAAGGACCGCGACGGCUACAUCAGCUACAAGGACCUGGGCGAGUGCAUGCGGACCAUGGGCUACAUGCCCACCGAGAUGGAGCUCAUCGAGCUGUCCCAGCAGAUCACCGGGGGCAAAGUGGAUUUUGAUGAUUUCGUGGAACUGAUGGGCCCCAAGAUGCUGGCGGAGACGGCAGACAUGAUCGGCAUCAAGGAGCUGCGCGACGCCUUCCGCGAGUUCGAUACCAACGGGGACGGGCAGAUCAGCAUGGCGGAGCUGCGGGAGGCCAUGCGCAAGCUGCUGGGCCAGCAGCUCAACUACCGCGAGGUGGACGAGAUCCUCAAGGACGUGGAUCUCAACGGGGACGGCCUGGUGGACUUUGAAGAGUUCGUGCGGAUGAUGUCUCGCUGAGGACGGCGCGUGCCAACACGGGAGCCGAGCCCCCGCCGUGCCUUACCGAGAGGAGGCGGCCGCGGAGGAGACGCCCCGGCUCUGGCUGCGGCAGCCGGGGCUGUGCCA